Molecule: messenger RNA, 3750 nt
Organism: Suillus bovinus
Lineage: Eukaryota; Fungi; Basidiomycota; Agaricomycetes; Boletales; Suillaceae
Product: CHAT domain-containing protein
Exons: 2
Coding region: 1-3750 (1249 amino acids)
Molecular function (GO): protein binding
Source: RefSeq, a predicted model, not a curated record
AUGACGGAUGACGGACAUCGUCUACUCGCACAGUACCGCAGAACGCAGAACAGCGGGGAUCUCGAUCAAUCUAUAAACCAUUUUGAACGCGCCUCGAAUCUCUGUCCCCUGGACCAUCCCUACCACCCUGCAGCGCUAUUCAAUCUAGCCACCGCAAAAUUUAUUAGUUGCCAAGCUAAUGGAACAUACCUUGACCUCGACAUCCCCAUCGCUCUUUUUCAAGACGCACUUGAUUUGCGUCCCACUGGUCAUCCAGACCGACCCAUCACCCAACUCCAUCUUGCCAUGACUCUGUUGUCUCGCUUCGCAAAAAGUGGGUUUCAAACAGAUGUCGACACAGCUAAAGAGGAAGUGAUAUCCCUUCUUGAUGAUGCCCUGGGAUACUACAACAAGGGGCAUGCUUGCCGAGGGCAAUUGCAAUGUAGUCUGGCUCUGAUGCUACAUACUCGCUUCGGGCGCCAAGGCAACGACAAAGACUUGGAUCGGGCUAUCGCACUUCAGGGGGAAGCGCUAGCCUUGUACCCAGUCGGUCACGCAGAUCGGUCCAUGCCAUUAAAUAACCUCGCAAAUCAACUCUCCACCCGCUUUGAUCAUCGAGGCGACGACGAAGACUUGAAUCAGGCUAUCGCACUCCUCAGUGAAGCGCUGGCCUUAUGUCCGAUCGGUCACGCAAAUCGGUCCACGUUAUUAAAUAACCUUGCAAAACAACUCUCCACCCGCUUUGACCACCGAGGUGACGACGACGACUUGAAUUUGGCCAUUGCACUUUACAGGGAAGCGCUAGCUUUGCGCCCGAUUGGUCACGCAGAUCGGUCUACGUCAUUAAAUAACCUCGCGAAUACACUUUCCACCUGCUUUGACUACCGAGGUAACGACGAAGACUUAGAUGAGGCUAUCGCACUUCAGAUGGAAGCGCUGGCCCUGUGCCCGGUCGGCCACGCACAACUGUCUACAUUAUUCAAUAACCUUGCAAAACAACUCUGCGCCCGUUUUGAGUCCCGAGGCAAUGACGAAGACUUGGAUGAGGCUAUCGCACGUCAAAGGGAAGCGCUGGCUUUGUGCCCGGUCGGUCAUGAAGAUCGGUCCAUGUCAUUGAAUAACCUCGCGGCUCAACUCUCCUUCCGCUUUCGCUACCGAGGCAAUGAUGAAGACUUGGAUCAGGCCAUCGCACUUCACAGGGAAGCACUAGCUUUAAGCCCGGUCGGUCACACAGAUCGGCCUAUGUCAUUGAAUGACCUCGCGAAUCAACUCUCCACCCGAUUUGACCACCGCGGUAAUGACGAGGACUUGGAUGAGGCUAUUGCACUUCAUACGGAAGCGCUGGCUUUGUACCCAGUUGGUCACUCAGAUCGGUCCAUGUCAUUAAAUAACUGUGCGGCUCUACACUCCUCCCUAUUUGAGCACCGAGGCGACGAUGAAGAUUUGGAUCAAGCUAUUGCACUUUACAGGGAAGCGCUUACCUUGCGCCCGGUCGGUCACGCAGAUCGGUCUGCGUCAUUAAAUAAUCUCUCAGCUGAACUCUUCACUCGCUUUCGCCACCGAGGCAUCAAGGAAGACUUAGAUCAGGCUAUCACACUUCAAGGGGAAGCCCUAGCCUUGUACCCAGUCGGUCAUGCAGAUCGGUCCAUGUCAUUAAGUAACCUCGCAACUCAGUUGUCCACCCGUUUUGACCUCCGAGGCAACGACGAAGAUUUGGAUCAGGCUAUUGCACUUCACAGGGAAGUGCUGGCCUUGCGCCCGAUCGGUCACACACAUCGGUCCCUGUCAUUAAAUAACCUUGCAAAUCAACUCUCCACCCGCUUUCGCCACCGAAACGACGACGAAGACUUGGAUCAGGCUAUUUCACUUUACAGGGAAGCGCUGGCUUUGUGGCCAGUCGGGCACACAUAUCGGUUCAUGUCGUUAAAUAACCUUGCAGCUCAACUCUCCACGCGCUUUGAGUGCCAGCACAACAGAGAAGACCUCGACGAGUCACGAGAAAACCUACAAUGUGCAUUGACUCUGUUGACGCAAUAUGAUCCUCAUCAAUUAGUGAUCCAUGAGUCGCUAGCUCAUGUGUAUGUGUUACUCCAUGUUUCAGGGCUCGGUGAUACUGGCGCGAGUGAAGACACGGACAGUCUCGAUAGUGCUAUACAUCAUCUCAGGGUGGCAGUAAAUGUUGUCUCUGGAGGCUUGUUAUCCCGCCUGCGAGCAAGUCUCCACUGGGUUAGGGUUGCCCGUCAACAUUUACAUGUUACUGAACUGGAGGCAUAUACGACUUCUAUGCGACUCCUGGACGCUUACAUGUCUGCUACAGCUUCGGUAUCGUCGCGUCAGAGCGCCAUGCAAGACUUUCCAGGUACACUUGCCAUGGAUGCCGCAUCAUGUGCUCUUCGUAGUGGUGACGUGUUUCAUGCUGUUGAGUUGUUGGAGCAAGGCAGGACCAUCAUCUGGACCCAGAUGACACGACUUCGUAUGCCUCUUGAUGACCUCGAGACUUGUGGUGAUCAUGCAGUAACCCUGAUGAAGAGAUUCAGAGACCUUAGCUCCCUCCUUGAUAAACCUUUUACGAGCCAUCCAGAAGAGACUCCAAUAACCAAUGUGGAAGCAGAAGAAACCCGGUACAGACGUCUAGUGGUGGACUGGAAUCAAACUGUAGAAGAGAUCCGGAAAAUCGAGGGCUUCUCUCGCUUCCUCCUCCCCCCCUUGUUCUCCGAUCUUCAAGAAGCAGCUCGUGAUGGGCCUAUCAUCUUGCUCAUCGCAACCACGUCGUUAUGCCAUGCCAUUAUCAUCCCGCACAAGCAACCUCCGACUAGCAUUCAACUCCCUACCAAUUUUGAGAAACUCGUGCGAUUGGUGGUCUCACUCCAACAGGCAGUUCAAAAAGAGGCCGGUCCUAAAGGGAACCAAACAGCGUUGAUAAAAGCUUUGAGAAAGUUGUGGGACAACGUCGUCUGCCCAGUGGCCGAGAGUCUGAACGGAUUUGCACGACAAGGUUCCCGGAUAUGGUGGUGUCCAACGUCUUACUUCAAUUUCUUGCCAUUGCAUGCUGCUGGCGAGUACAGGGCAAAGGGAAAGUUCUUCUCGCAGCAGUACACCUCUUCGUACACGCCAUCGCUCACCGCGCUGAUCAAGGCUCGCAGAAAUCAUGAUAGGUCCCCAUCAGUGCCCUUCGUUGCCAUUGGUCAGGAUUUCCCAGCCGGUGCCUCAUUCACUUUGGAUGCUGUAGAGCCUGAGCUGGAAUUGGUGCGGAGCCUUUUGCCCCCUCCCCCAACUGUUUCCUUCUCCAAGAUCACCAGUGUUGAUGCCACUAAAUCGAAAGCACUGUGCACAUUGCGAGACAAUACUUGGCUCCAUCUCGCGUGUCACGGGACACAGAAAUUUGACGAACCCUUCAAAUCGGCCUUUCUUAUGCGCGACGAGCCGCUUUCGCUCCUCGACAUCAUACAAAUGGACCUGUCUCAGCAUGAAUCUGCAUUUCUUUCUGCCUGUGAAACCGCAGUCGGUGACCCUGAUACUCCCGACGAAGUGAUACACCUAGCGGCUGGCCUGCAGUUUGCCGGGGUCAAGAGCGUCAUUGGGACAUUGUGGAAGGUCAACGAUAGUACCGUGCAGAGCUUAGUCGAAGCAUUCUACAAAAACUUUUGCGGGGAUGGCACGAUGAAUUCCAAACGAGCUGCCCGAGCGCUACACCGAGCGGUGCAGUCGUUGGCUUGUAACACGGAUAUGCCCUUAGACCAGCGCAUAGUGUUCGUGCAUAUUGGCAUAUGA